CAAAAGGUGAAGCUUGAAAGCAAAAGCAAGAAGUAACACAGCUGUGCCACUGAGUAGCGAUUUACGCUUCGAUUUCAAGGGCCGUACGCGAUGGGGGCCGCAUCCAGCAAUCCGAGAACGCUGGUGGUGAACAACGACUCACCCGCCGGCCUGAUCGACAUUUCCGAUGAUGUAGUUCAGCGGCUCAAGAGUGGCCUGCCGUCCAAGGCGCAAGGUCGGAAUGCGGACGCCCAGCAACACCAACCGGCGCAGCAGGGUAGCGACGAUGGUAGUGCGCCCCCAGUUCGCGGACCUAGCUCCUACCCAAAUCCGCCGGUUCCACCGUCGAUAGUGUAUCAGGGUGAACAUCCGCUUACCUCCAUGCAGGUACUGCAGGAGAAAGAACGGGAACUGCGUGAGAACGACGUUUACUGGACCCAACGGCUGAAGGCACUCGAGGCUAAUCUCGCCAAGACGAACCAAGUGCUGGAGAAGGAAUAUAGCGAUGCGGUUUCAGACGUAAAGAAACGAUUCGCAACGACCGCCGUUCAGCAGCAGCUGCCACCCUGCCAGGAUCUGAAGGCACAGGUUAUCGCAUGCUACCGGCAAAAUCCACACGAGACGUUGCGCUGUGCUGAAGAGGUAAAGCAGUUCACUGACUGUGUCAACCAGCACCGAAUUCAGCUACUGCAGCAGCGUACAGCGGCCGACAAUGAAAAGAAGUAAAGGGUCCGAUCGGAGGCAGGCAGAACACACGCAUUCACACAGCACGUCACCCCAACUAAACAGCAUACCCUAUACAAUGGUGAUCCAUCGAUGCGAUGAGGGCUCCAGCUCUUCAUGUCGUUUAGCUGCGUAAUCGUUGCUUGUGCCUCUUUUCCCUUUCGAGUGUUUGUCUAGCGAGAAUGUUGUCGAUUCAUUUAUUCGUUUGUAAAUAUAAAAUCAAAAUCAAACGAUGUACCGGAUGAAGGUUUUCGUUUUUGUUUCUAUUACAUUGCCUCUGCUAUAUAAAUAAUAAUUAUUAGUACUAUAAACGAAACGAGAACUGGUGGCGUUUGCAUUAAAUGUUACUGGACACGUAAUGUUUUCUUUUACUUGCCUUAUUCUACGGUUUAAAUAUUUAUACAUCUACUAGUGUCUAUACUUUUUAAUAAUUAAAAAUGAUUUAAAGAUUUUAGGCAUGAAGAGGUUUAAUUUUUGUAAACACGGUUACGGUAUCGUUUUCAUCGAGCUUAAAACAAGGAACG
Molecule: messenger RNA, 1226 nt
Organism: Anopheles moucheti
Lineage: Eukaryota; Metazoa; Arthropoda; Insecta; Diptera; Culicidae
Gene: Chchd3
Product: MICOS complex subunit MIC25
Exons: 3
Coding region: 91-705 (204 amino acids)
Biological process (GO): inner mitochondrial membrane organization
Cellular component (GO): MICOS complex
Source: RefSeq, a predicted model, not a curated record